This is a messenger RNA of Aaosphaeria arxii CBS 175.79, 2580 nucleotides long. RefSeq names its product kinase-like protein. Gene Ontology annotation, biological process: peptidyl-serine phosphorylation; intracellular signal transduction. NCBI's taxonomy places the organism in Eukaryota, Fungi, Ascomycota, Dothideomycetes, Pleosporales. Gene Ontology annotation, molecular function: protein serine/threonine kinase activity; ATP binding. The coding region runs from base 1 to 2580 and encodes 859 amino acids. The record is from RefSeq and is a predicted model, not a curated record. The transcript has 3 exons.
AUGAAUGGCGACUUGAGCCUAUCGCAGUCCCUCGGAGGACUGCGAAUAGCAAAUCCUGAUGAAGACCCAACCUCGCCAUCACUGCCUCCCCAGCAAGCCAGCGAAGACGCGCAAUCACGUCCCGCCGACCGCCCUCCGUCCUCGCAAGCGUCAUCGUCCAGCACCGUGACAGAGAAGCCACGCCAGUCGAUUCCGACCCAUCUUCUUCCCGAACCACAACCACAAGCAGGCUCUCUGGGUUUCAAUCCCGAGACUUUCUCCGUUAACUCAUCCACGAGCGCUUCCACCACGCCGCCCGCCCAUGUCUCUCCGAUGGCCGUAGACCAACCUUCGUACGGUACUUCCCCGCGCCUCUCCCACCGCCAGUCCAUGCCUCUGUCCUACCAAGCACAACAACAAACCUCUCUUCCAACCUACGCUGCUGGGCCCAUCGCACAGCAGAGGGGCUUCCCUCCGUCCCAGAACCUGCGCGAACGGCCAAUGUCGACGAGCCUGUACAAUCACCCUAAUUUAUCGUCGAGCUCUGCCACGGCAGCUGCCAACCCAGGCACAUACAGGUACAACGACGAGGCAAUGGUCAGUGAUAUCAGACGCACAAGCAGUUCGCGGGUGCCUCCGCCUGCUGCCAUGCAUGGUGGCAUUCCGUCACGAGAAGCCAGUAGGAGCUAUCGCCAACCCGGUCAGAUACUUGGUGGGAACGGUCCGGCUCCUCCGCGAAGGAGCUCUCGUAGGAUACCAGUCGAAGGUGCACCCGGGAUGGGUCAUCUGUCCAGCUCUCCUUAUGGCCUCGAAGGCGGGCCCCUUUCUAGCAACGAGGAAUGGAAAGAGAGGGGUGCUGCUGUUGGAACCAGACAAGAAGUUGACCAGAAUGGCAGACCGGUGACUAGAGUGGUUAAAAAGGGUGUCAAAGAUUUCAACUUUGGCAGAACCUUAGGGGAAGGCUCCUACAGUACGGUUCUGGCAGCGACGGACAGACAAACAUUGAGAGAAUACGCAAUCAAAGUCCUUGACAAGCGACACAUCAUUAAGGAGAAGAAGGUCAAAUAUGUCAACAUCGAGAAAGAUACUUUGAAUCGUCUGACCGAACACCCUGGCGUUGUCCGACUCUACUACACAUUCCAGGAUGAACGUUCACUUUAUUUCGUCCUUGAUCUAGCAUCGGGCGGCGAGUUGUUAGGAUUCUUGAAGAAGAUGACUACCUUUGAUGUAGAGUGCACGCGUUUCUAUGGCGCUCAGAUUCUGGACGCCAUUGACUACAUGCACUGCAAAGGCGUUAUCCAUCGAGACUUGAAGCCUGAAAACGUCCUACUGGACGACCAAAUGCACGUCAAAAUUACCGAUUUCGGCACCGCUAAAAUCCUGGAUCAGAAGAAGUCAAACGGAGUUGGCUCGGUAUCCGGAGAUCCAUUGGAAGGCAUGGAAUCGGAUCGGGCGCAGUCUUUCGUCGGUACCGCCGAGUAUGUAUCUCCCGAGCUGUUGACCGAUAAAAACGCAUGCAAGGCCAGUGAUUUGUGGGCCUUUGGCUGCAUUAUCUACCAACUCCUUGCGGGUCGGCCCCCCUUCAAGGCUGCGAACGAGUAUCAGACCUUCCAAAAGAUCGUUGGCCUUGAAUAUACCUUUCCUGAUGGAUUCCCUCCUGUUGCCAAAGAUCUAGUUGAACGCCUACUAGUCCUCGACCCUAUCAAGCGGUUGCCUAUGGAACAUAUCAAGAGUCACCAGUUCUUCGACGGUAUAACGUGGGGCAAAGGCCUUUGGAAACAAAAGGCUCCAAGAUUACGGUCCUAUGUCCCUCCUCCACAUGAGCCAAUCAGGCUCAAUGGGCCUACCACACCUGGAACCGCUGCUGGUAAUCAGCUCAGGCCAACCCCACGACUAAUUACAGAGCUCCCUCCCCCUAGCCAAUUGGAUAUAGACUGGUCUCCUGUUUUGACCAAGAGGGAUGAGCGCAUUUUGAAACUCGGGAAUAUGUUUGUUACGCAACAUCCUCCGGGCCAUACUCCUGGAAAGGCGGACGAAGCCGCAGCCGAAACGCCGAAGAAGUUCUCCCGAUUUUUCAGUAGCAACACGAUAAAGAAGAGGCAACGUCUUGUGAUGAUCACUUCCAACGCACGUGUUCUAAUGUGCGCGUCGGGAACCAACGAUAAAAAGCUUAAGGAGGAGGUAUCCUUGCUUUCGCCGGGCUGCGCAUGGAGAGACUUCCGCGAUUCGAAAGGCUUGACAGGCUGGCUCGUGGAAACGCGAGAGAAGCAAUACGUCUUCGAGGACACUAAAAGCACUACCAGCGAUCCAGAUGGGAGCAAAUAUUCCACUCAGGAGUGGCUCGACAGCAUUGAGCAAGCUAGAGAUUUCGCAUUGUCGCAGAGCAUGACGAAUUCAUACGCUGGUGAUUCCGCUUUUAACGACAUCAACUCGAGUUUAUCAAGUCCUACUAGUACGUUAGGAGGUGACUCUGCGUUGGACGGAGUUAACAUCCCAACUGCACGACACCUUCGAAAAGAAACACACGGAGAUGCUGAUUCGUUGAAGGGCAGGAAGCGAUUCAGCAAGCGACAUUCGAAGAACGGACUCGCAAAUUUCUAA